Aspergillus nomiae NRRL 13137 is the source of this 1671-nucleotide messenger RNA. Its product is annotated as FACT complex subunit POB3. The coding region runs from base 1 to 1671 and encodes 556 amino acids. NCBI's taxonomy places the organism in Eukaryota, Fungi, Ascomycota, Eurotiomycetes, Eurotiales, Aspergillaceae. The record is from RefSeq and is a predicted model, not a curated record. Gene Ontology annotation, cellular component: FACT complex; nucleus. The transcript is spliced from 8 exons. Gene Ontology annotation, molecular function: histone binding; nucleosome binding; DNA binding.
AUGAGAUUCACGGAGAGCUUCGAUAACAUCUACCUCGACCUCUCCAAGCAACCCGGAAAGUGUAAGCUUGCGGAAAGUGGCUUGGGAUGGAAGCCUUCUGGUGGAGGCGAGACUUUUACCCUCGAUAGCAGCAAUGUCGGCGCAGCUCAAUGGAGUCGAGCGGCAAAGGGAUACGAACUGAAGAUUCUGUCGCGCUCGUCGGGCGUCAUCCAACUGGAUGGCUUCGAUCAAGAGGAUUUCGAGCGAUUAAGCAAGGCCUUUAAGAUUUGGUAUGGGAUAAACGUGGAAAGCAGGGAGCACGCUCUCCGAGGUUGGAACUGGGGCAAGGCAGAAUUCACCAAGGCUGAGCUAUCUUUCAACGUCCAAAACCGACCGGCGUUCGAAGUUCCGUAUUCCGAAAUCUCAAACACGAAUCUUGCAGGAAAGAAUGAAGUGGCUGUCGAACUCGCUCUUAAUGCCGAUGGCGCCGAUGCCAAUGCCCAGCCAGCCGGUAGCACCAAGAACCGUGGCCGGAAGGCUGCUUCGGGCCCCGAUGAGUUGGUGGAGAUGCGCUUUUACAUCCCUGGAACAGUAGUGAAGACCGAGAAGGGCAUCAAGGAAGAUAAUGGCGAAGAAGAAAACGGCGAAGAAGAGGAAGAAGGCGAAGAACAGAAUGCGGCCAACCUUUCUACGAAAUGCUCAUGGAAAAAGCAGAGAUUGGCGAUGUGGCUGGCGAUACGUUUGCUACUUUUCUGGAUGUUCUUCAUCUUACGCCCAGGUCGUUUCGACAUCGACAUGUACGAGUCUUCGUUCCGACUACGUGGCAAAACCUACGAUUACAAGAUUCAGUACUCUUCUAUCAAGAAGUUCUUCUUGCUUCCUAAGAAUGACGAUACACAUACGCUCAUUGUUCUCGGCCUCGAUCCCCCUCUGCGACAGGGUCAGACUCGGUACCCAUUCCUGGUUAUGCAAUUGAAGCUGGACGAAGAAAUUAGCCUUGAGCUCAACAUGACUGAUGAAUUGAUGGAGACUCGCUACAAGGACAAGUUGGAGCCUCGUUAUGAGGAACCUAUUCAUCAGGUCGUAACCAAGAUUUUCCGCGGUCUUUCGGGCAAGAAGGUCAUCAUGCCAUCGAAGGACUUUGUCAGUCAUCAUGGUCAUAGUGGGGUUAAAUGCUCUAUCAAGGCCAACGAAGGUCUUCUGUACUUCUUGGACAAGAGCUUGAUCUUCGUCCCGAAGCCUGCUACGUACAUUCAGAUCGAGAACAUUGCCAUUAUUACGAUGUCCCGUGUCGGUGGUGCCGUGUCGGCCAGCAGAACCUUCGAUAUUUCAGUCAGCUUGAAGGCUGGUAUGGGAGAGCAUCAAUUUAGUAACAUUAACCGUGAGGAACAACAACCUCUCGAAGAAUUCUUCAAAGCGAAGAACAUCCGAUUCAAGAACGAGAUGUCCGACGAUGCCGGGGCCCUGCUGGCUGCUGCCCUUGACAACGACGAUAUGGGUUCCAGCGAUGACGAGGGCGCCGAGUCCGAGUCUGACGUUGCGGAAGAGUUCGACUCGGCCCACGAAAGCAGUGGCAGCGGGAGUGACGCCGAAAUGGACGAUGCUUCUGAUGGCGGCGGCGGUGACGAUGAUGAAGAUGCGGAUAUGUCGGAAGCGGAACGGCCGAAGAAGAAAUCGAAGGUUGGGAAAUAA